AUGUCUUAUGUUAUCCCUGGACCCCCGACUGCCUUCAAUGGCACCAAUGAAGAGCUUGGUGGUGAUUCCACUACCGAGAACCUCAACCAAUGGUACCAAUCUGGCGACCAGGCCUUCAUCAUCCUCUCCGCCUGCCUCGUCCUUCUCAUGGUCCCUGGCAUCGCCUUCCUGUACUCUGGUCUUGCCCGAAGAAAAUCAGCCCUCUCCAUGCUCUGGGUUGUUAUGAUGUCCUUCUCCGUCAUUGUCUUCCAGUGGUACUUCUGGGGCUUCUCUCUCGCCUUCUCUACAACUUCCAACAACCCCUUCAUCGGUGAUCUCAAGCAUUUCGGUCUUAUGAAGGUCUGGGGUGCUCCCUCAGUCGGAUCUCCUCUUAUCCCUGCUCUGCUCUACUCUUUCUAUCAGAUGAUGUUCUGCGCUGUCACUGGCGCUCUUACAGUCGGCGCUGUCGCCGAGCGAGGCCGCGUUGUGCCAAGCAUGGUGUUCAUCUUCUUCUGGGCCACUCUUGUCUACUGCCCUCUCGCCUACUGGGUCUGGAACCCUAAUGGUUGGGGCUUCGUUAACGGCGUUCUCGACUACGCUGGUGGUGUUCCCGUCGAGAUUGGCUCCGGCAUGUCCGCAUUCGCCUACUCUUGGGUUCUGGGCCGCCGCAACGAGAAGAUGAUGAUGAACUUCCGUCCUCACAACAUCUCCCUCAUCACCCUCGGUACCAUGUUCCUCUGGUUCGGCUGGCUCGGCUUCAAUGGUGGCUCUUCUUUCGGUGCUAACCUCCGUGCUGUUAUGGCUUGCUGGAACUCCUGCCUCACUGCCAUGUUUGCUGCUAUGACUUGGUGCAUUCUCGAUUUCCGCCUGGCUCGUAAGUGGUCCAUGGUCGGCUGGUGCUCUGGCACUAUCUCUGGUCUUGUUGCUGCUACUCCUGCUUCCGGUUUCCUCGACCCUUGGGCUAGCAUCAUCCUGGGUGUUGUCGCUGGUGUCGCUUGCAAUUUUGCCACAAAGAUCAAGUUCCUUGUUCGAAUUGACGACUCUCUCGAUGUGUUUGCCGAGCACGGUGUCGGUGGUAUCGUUGGUCUCAUCUUCAAUGCUUUUUUCGCCCGUGGCUCUAUCAUUGGCCUCGACGGUGUCAACACCGGUGCUACAGGUGGCUUCAUGGAUGGCAACUACGUCAUCAUUGGCUGGCAAAUCGCUGCCAUUGUCGCUGCCUCCGCUUAUGCCUUCGUCAUGUCUGCCAUCAUCGCCAAGAUUAUCGACUUCAUUCCUGGACUGAAGCUCCGUGCCUCCGAAGAGGCUGAGCUCCUUGGUAUGGACGAUGACCAGCACGGCGAGUUCUCUUACGACUACGUUGAGGUUCGCCGAGACUUCCUUGCUUGGAGCCCUCACCGUGGUGAGCCCGCUGAAGAUGGUGAUGUGCUUGAGCCUACCCAUGGCAUUCAGGAGCACCAGUCUAUGAUGAACCCAAGCGAAUCCGAUGAUGUCCGCAAGACUCCUUCUCUUAACACGCCCGAUGUUGUUGCACCCGACGCGGUGAUUAACGAGAAGCAUGCUUAA
Molecule: messenger RNA, 1542 nt
Organism: Fusarium mangiferae
Lineage: Eukaryota; Fungi; Ascomycota; Sordariomycetes; Hypocreales; Nectriaceae
Product: putative ammonium transporter MEAA
Exons: 3
Coding region: 1-1542 (513 amino acids)
Biological process (GO): ammonium transmembrane transport
Cellular component (GO): plasma membrane
Molecular function (GO): ammonium channel activity
Source: RefSeq, a predicted model, not a curated record